AUGUCAGCAGGUCCAAUCAUCAAACAAGCAGAUCCAAUGUCAAAGCCAGCGAGACUACAGGUGGACCCUGAUACUAUACCUGACGAUGAUAAACCACCUCAACUGGGGAACACAUUCAAUAUAUGGUAUCUUAAAUGGUCAGGAGGAGAUUCAUCAUCACGUUCAUACACUAAACUGAAGUUCAAAGUAAAUAUAGCGAAAGAUACAGGUUAUACACGAGCAACUAGACCUGCUCCAAUUUGUUUAUUUUUCAGUCGUGGAUGUUGUUAUCGAGGAAAGAAAUGUCCGUAUUUCCAUCGUUUGCCAUUGGAGACUGAUUCAUUCCCCAGGACGCAAGAUUGUUUCGGAAGGGAUAAAACAGCUGAUUAUAGAGAUGAUAUGGAUGGAGUUGGAUCGUUUAAUAAAGUUAAUAGAACAUUGUAUGUAGGUGGUCUACAUAUGAAACCAGGAAUCGAGGAAAUAAUAUCAAAGUAUUUUCUGGAGUUUGGGGAAAUUGAAAAAGUCAAAGUAUUGGGUAAUAAAUCUUGUGCAUUCGUUACGAUGAGGUUAGAAAGUCAAGCUCAAUUUGUUAAAGAAGCAAUGCAGAAUCAAUCAUUAGGAGGAAACGAGGUCUUGUAUAUACGAUGGGCAAGUGAAGAUCCUAAUCCUCAAGCUCAAAGGGCUGAGAAAAGAAGAUUAGAAGAGAUCGCAUUAAGUACUGUAAAGAAUUUACUUAAGGAAAGUGACGUAGAAAGUAGCGUGUCUAAGAAACGAAAGGUCACUAUUAUAGAGCCAGAAGAAGAGUCAGAACCUGAGAAGCUUGAGCAUCAGGUAAAGCAGAUCCAGACAUACGCGGAUGCUCCAAUUGAGAAGAAUCGAAAUUAUAUAUUUAGCGAUUCUACUUUGAAGGAAUUGGCCAAAUUGAAAGGAAAAUUAAUAAUACAGAGCCUGGCAACCAAAGAAAACAGUACAAGCACACUAGCUAGUGUUUUCGGAGGAUACACUUCAAGUGAUGAAGAUAACUAG
This is a messenger RNA of Hemisphaericaspora subhashii, 1005 nucleotides long. RefSeq lists its product as uncharacterized. Gene Ontology annotation, cellular component: U2-type catalytic step 1 spliceosome; Prp19 complex; U2-type catalytic step 2 spliceosome. The coding region runs from base 1 to 1005 and encodes 334 amino acids. NCBI's taxonomy places the organism in Eukaryota, Fungi, Ascomycota, Pichiomycetes, Serinales, Debaryomycetaceae. The transcript has a single exon. Gene Ontology annotation, molecular function: metal ion binding; pre-mRNA binding; U6 snRNA binding. The record is from RefSeq and is a predicted model, not a curated record.